AUGUCUAUCCGACACUUGCCUCCAGCCGUUAAGCAGCUCCUGAAGCUGCGAAACCCCAACCCACGCGCCGGCCCGCCGGUGGCCGCCCUAAACGCUGUGUUCAACAGCACCCUCCAGGACGCGAAACGGAGGAACGCCGAAACUGGCUGGCUGGUUCUUUCGACAUGCACCCUCCUGACCGCCAACAUCCCGCCUGCCGUCGGACACCUGUACCGAUUUGCGUCACAGGUCGCGCGCCAGGACGCCGGGAGCUCGCCAUCGGAUCCGUCUCCCGCGAUAGCGAAGGUGGCUAUCAUGCGCGAAUCCGCGCUGAAGAGCAGCAUCUUCGUUGGCGUGCCACGCACCAUCCUCUCGCUGGCGGGGCUCCACGAAGCGCUCGAAGACGACGUGAAAAGCGGUCUGCGGACCAAGAACGAACGCGUCGUGGCAUCUGAUACGAUCGGGCCGGUGCUGGCUCGAGGCAGAGAUCUCUGGGACUCUAUCUACGAGCCGCAUGCCGAGAAGCUCUACCGGAAGCUCGAAUCUUAUCACCCGGACUUCAUGUCGUUCAUCAUCCAGGCGUACGGAUCAGUGCUCGCGCCUCUCCCCGGGGGCGAUGAGAUCCAAGGCAAUCUCAGCCGGGCCCUGGGCUCCGUCGUCGGGAGCGCGUGCCUGCGCGCGGAGGGCAGGGUCGGGCCGCAGCUGACCAGCCACAUCUUCGGGCUGCUGAAGGCGCGCGAUACCGAAGGGCUGUCGGACGAGGACAAAUGGCUGUCAAGUGACGAGGGCACCGAAUGGGUUAUCUCCACUGUCGAUACGCUGCUUGAUGUCCUCGAAGCUGAUGCAGCAGCACCCUCGGCCAAGCUCUGACAGCUGGACACGCGCCGUAAUUACGUGCGUGCGUGCGUGCGUUAGUAUAGACGCGACAUGUCUAGAAUCGGCGAUAUGCCGCUGUUCCGGGCCAUUGUGACAUAUAGUUGACUGCGUGAACGAUCAUCGUUCGGUCUUCGUAG
This is a messenger RNA of Punctularia strigosozonata HHB-11173 SS5, 992 nucleotides long. RefSeq lists its product as uncharacterized. Lineage: Eukaryota; Fungi; Basidiomycota; Agaricomycetes; Corticiales; Punctulariaceae. The coding region runs from base 1 to 849 and encodes 282 amino acids. The record is from RefSeq and is a predicted model, not a curated record. The transcript has 6 exons.